CUCGCGACGUUACGUGUCCGCCAUUUUCUUUCACCGGGAGAGAAUAGCCGCGUCUAAAUACAACAGGUGGACAUUUUUGGUCUCUGGAGCUCCUUGAACGCAAAGGUGCUCACGAUGUCGGAAGAUACGGCCACAGAUCAUGUAAACGGGAACGGGACAGAAGAGCCGAUGGACACAACCGCGGCGGACACAACCGCUGUGGCGGCUCACUCUGAACAUUACCAGGCGUUACUGGAGGCGGGUUUACCACAGAGUGUCGCAGAGAAGCUAGAUGAAAUUUAUAUAGCAGGCCUGGUAGCACAUAGCGACCUUGACGAGAGAGCUAUCGAAGCGUUGAAAGAAUUCAAUGAGGAGGGUGCCCUGCAAGUCUUGCUCCAGUUUAAGGAGAGCAAUUUGUCUCAUGUGCAAAACAAAAGUGCCUUCCUCUGUGGAGUGAUGAAGACGUACAGGCAGAGGGAGAAACAAGGGACAAAGGUCACAGAUGCCACCAAAGGACCCGACGAGGCCAAAAUCAAACCCUUGCUGGAGCGAACCGGUUACACACUUGAUGUCACAACAGGACAGCGCAAGUAUGGUGGCCCACCACCCGAGUCAGUGUACUCAGGACCUCAGCCCGCCAUUGGGACAGAGAUAUUUGUCGGGAAGAUUCCCCGUGAUUUGUUUGAAGAUGAGCUCGUCCCCCUCUUUGAGAAGGCAGGGAUCAUCUGGGACCUUCGGCUCAUGAUGGACCCUCUCAGCGGACUGAACAGGGGUUACGCCUUCGUCACUUUCUGUAAUAAAGAGGCUGCCCAAGAGGCGGUCAAGUUGUGUAAUAACCAUGAGAUUCGCCCUGGAAAGCACAUUGGGGUGUGCAUAUCAGUAGCCAAUAACAGACUAUUUGUUGGUUCCAUUCCCAAAAGUAAAACUAAGGAGCAGAUCUUGGAAGAGUUUUCUAAAGUCACGGAGGGCCUCACUGAUGUCAUACUUUACCACCAACCAGAUGACAAGAAGAAGAAUAGAGGUUUCUGCUUUCUGGAGUAUGAGGACCACAAGACGGCUGCCCAGGCACGCCGUCGGCUGAUGAGCGGCAAGGUGAAGGUAUGGGGCAACGUGGUGACCGUGGAGUGGGCUGACCCUAUCGAGGACCCAGAUCCAGAGAUCAUGGCCAAGGUAAAGGUUUUAUUUGUGAGAAACCUGUCUAAUGGUGUGACAGAGGAAAUCCUAGAGAAAGCCUUCGGUGAAUUUGGUAAACUGGAGCGAGUCAAGAAGCUGAAGGACUACGCCUUCGUCCACUUCGAUGACAGAGACGGAGCCGUAAAGGCAAUGGAAGAGAUGAAUGGAAAGGAGCUGGAGGGGGAACACAUUGAAAUCGUUUUUGCCAAGCCUCCUGAUCAGAAACGGAAGGAACGCAAGGCCCAGAGACAAGCAGCGAAGUCAAAUGUGUAUGAGGACUAUUAUUACUACGGCCCCCCGCCCCAUAUGCCCCCUCCUGCCAGAGGGCGGGGCAGAGGUGGAGCCAGGGGCGGCUACUCCUUUCCCCCUGACUACUACGGUUAUGAGGACUACUAUGACUACUACGGUUACGACUACCACAACUACCGCGGAGGCUACGAUGACCCCUACUACGGCUACGAUGACUUCCAGGCCCCUAGCCGAGGGCGGGGGGGCGGUGGCAGGGGCUCCCGGGGAGGGGCCUCUCCAGCCAGGGGUCGAGGAGGCGCAGGGGCCCCCAGGGGCAGGUCCGGCUUCUCCCAGCGGGGCGGUCCCGGGCUGGGACGAGGUGUGCGGGGCUCCCGAGGAGGCGUGCAGCCGAGAGGCCGAGGAGGGGUACGUGGUGCGCGGGGUGGCCGCGGUGGAAAUGUGGGAGGCAAGCGCAAAGCUGACGGUUACAGCCAGCCAGAUUCCAAGCGUCGCCAGACCAAUAAUCAGAACUGGGGCUCUCAACCCAUUGCCCAGCAACCGCUUCAAGCAGGGAAAAGCGGUCGAGGAUGGUCCUGACGGCUCUCUCUGAAGACUGACCGGUGCUCGCACUCUGCAAGCUGCCAGUGGAAGUGGUGGUAAGGUCACCUGACUCAGUGGUCCAAUGGUAUUAUAGCCUUAAAGGAGCAUAUAUCUCCCCAACUGCCACGUUUUGACAAGAAAGUUAUUCAUGAGUUUGUUUCAUUAAGAUUUUUUUCUCACUAAAUGAUCAUCCGACCUCCAUACCUGUGUGUUUCCCCCUUUAAUAGGAAGCCAUUUUUAGACUUGCUAAACCAAAAGUUCCUUGUGAACUUCUUUCUGGAAAUGUCUUUGCACUUUUUUGUCCAGGAUUGGCGUGGCUCUCUGGCACUUGAUGCUAAUGUGUAAUUAGUAUUAUAGGAUUUUUUUGGGGGGGGGGGUCUUUCACUACAGCUUUAUGACUGAAUAGAUGUUGUACUGUUUUUAACUUAUUAUGAGAAUGCUUAGUGUGAGAGGUGUGACCUCCCAGCGCUAGCUGCUGGGUGUUCCAGGACAAGAUAGUUCUUUGAGAACUGUAGUCUACAGAUGGGUUGGUUAACUACCUCAGUAUUGGAGUACUCAGCUGCCCAGUCCUGAAAUGCAUACUAACAAACUGCUGCCCCUGCAUGAACAUGAAGUCAUGCAGGAGCAGUGAUGAAGCUUAGGUGUGUGCACUGUUGGGAGGGGCUUGGGAAACACUGAGAACAUUGGAUAAUCUCUCUGAAAUGAGCCUGAUCGAGCCUUGCUAUCUUCAUACAUGAAAAGUUUGGUGUUUUGUAUCGCAAGUUUGUAUGAUAGUUAAGGGGGGUGGGUAUUUUCUUUUUUUAAGCAAUAUGUGAAAUGCCAGCAAACAGCCACCUCUACAGAGGGACUUUUCCGUUUUUGAACAGGGAAACUCUUGUUUUACAUUUGUCCCUGAUAGGAUGAUGUGUGCUAGCUGUCUCUGUACAAACAGUUCUCCUGGUCUUUUAUUACCCAGAGCUGCCUUUUCGGGUUCUUAUGUAGAUCUGAAGAAGACCAGUUUCCAGGUCCGGAUAAGUUUGGGAAUGUUGUUCCACAAAAAAAAGAAGAAAAAAAAGCGAAAGCAAAUCCAAAAAAAGAAUGGACAAAAACUCAUGUUCAGUGAACAUGGCUAGAUGCUUUGCAGAUUUUGUGAAAUUGUAGUCCUCAUGCCAACCUGCACAUUUAUUGUGAAUGCAAAUAUAUCUAUAGAGUAAUACAUUCUGACUGACAGUUAUAUUGCCCAGCUACUAUUAGCAUACAUCACUGAGCAAAACCAUCACAUCAGGCCCAGACAUUGGGCCCGGGGAGACACGCGGCACUUGGGGAUGGAGAAUAUAUCGUACCCUGGGCAUUGGGACACUCUUGAACCAGGGCCGUGUUGAGCAUGUCAGUAGCAGCAUAUCCGUCACCUGAGCAAGCUGCUGUUAUCCCAUGAAAUAAAGGGAUGUUCAAACUUCUCUUUGUUUUCCUGUGUGGGAAAGAACCAUUGUUUGAGCCUUUGUACUCUUCCUCUCAGUCUUCAUGUAAAAGUAAAUGUCAUUAUUUUGUUUUUAUUUAGUAGCUAACUGCGUGUUUGCAUUCUUGCAAGUUAAAUUGUUUUAUACUGUACAGUAAGGCAAGUGAAACUUAUUUUUCUAAUAAAGAUAUU
Lampris incognitus (smalleye Pacific opah) is the source of this 3607-nucleotide messenger RNA. Its product is annotated as heterogeneous nuclear ribonucleoprotein Q-like. Gene Ontology annotation, molecular function: mRNA 5'-UTR binding. The coding region runs from base 115 to 1977 and encodes 620 amino acids. The transcript is spliced from 11 exons. The record is from RefSeq and is a predicted model, not a curated record. Gene Ontology annotation, biological process: CRD-mediated mRNA stabilization. NCBI's taxonomy places the organism in Eukaryota, Metazoa, Chordata, Actinopteri, Lampriformes, Lampridae. Gene Ontology annotation, cellular component: CRD-mediated mRNA stability complex; nucleus; ribonucleoprotein complex.